Messenger RNA from Zea mays, 1489 nucleotides. Its product is annotated as solanesyl-diphosphate synthase 1, mitochondrial. Lineage: Eukaryota; Viridiplantae; Streptophyta; Magnoliopsida; Poales; Poaceae. Gene Ontology annotation, molecular function: prenyltransferase activity. The record is from RefSeq and is a predicted model, not a curated record. Gene Ontology annotation, biological process: ubiquinone biosynthetic process; isoprenoid biosynthetic process. The transcript is spliced from 11 exons. Bases 142 to 1305 code for a protein of 387 amino acids. Gene Ontology annotation, cellular component: transferase complex.
AAAAGGGCCGAGUUGUAAACAUGAAAUUUUGAAAAAGAAAAAAACUAAAAUACACAAUGAAAGAAAAAUCGGCCGCCGCCCUUUGCGUCACCUUUUCUCCAGCUCAUCCUCCCUGCCUCCGAUCUCGGGAGCAACUGAAGCAUGUCUUGGCGGUGGGCUUUCGCGCGCCAUGUCGCCCAGGCGCAGAGGCUCCUGCCCACCUCGUCGGCCGGCGGUGGCACUGGCCUCCUGGGUCGGCACCACCACCACAUGCCCCUCGCCUCCCAGAUUCGGAGCAAGCAAGAUCCAUUUGAAUUAGUCGCCGAUGAGGUAUCACUUCUUGUAAAUCGGUUACGAUUCAUGGUGUCUGCUGAGGUCCCCAAACUGGCAUCAACAGCUGAGUACUUUUUCAAGGUGGGAGUAGAGGGAAAAAGAUUCCAACCUACGGUUUUGUUGCUCAUGGCAUCAGCUGUGAAAUUCUCUUUGUCAGAAUCAACAGAAGGCAAAGUUCUCAGUAUAUUGGCAGAUAAACUCCGCUCACGGCAGCAGAACAUUGCCGAGAUAACUGAAAUGAUUCAUGUUGCAAGCCUUAUGCAUGAUGAUGUUCUUGACAAUGCCGAUACUAGGUGUGGCGUCAGAUCAUUGAAUCUCAUCAAGGGAAACAAGCUUUCUGUGCUGGCUGGUGACUUCCUGCUGUCUAGAGCAUGUGUGGCCCUUGCAGCACUUGGGAACACAGAGGUGGCUUCUCUAAUGGCAACUACUGUAGAACAUCUAGUUACUGGUGAAACUAUGCAGAUCUCUACAAGCACAGAGCAACAACGAAGCAUGGAGUACUACCUGCAGAAGACAUACUACAAAACGUCAUCAUUGAUAUCAAAUAGUUGCAAGGCGGUUGCUAUUCUUGCAGGACACACAGCUGAGGUCUCGGUGCUUGCAUACGAAUAUGGUCGAAACCUGGGUCUAGCCUUCCAGUUAAUUGAUGAUGUACUUAAUUUCACAGGCACCUCUGCAUCCCUUGGGAACGGUUCAUUGUCUCAUAUUCGCCAUGGAAUCAUUACUGCCCCAAUGCUAUAUGCGAUGGAGGAAUUCCCGCAACUACUAGAAGUUGUUGACCGAGGUUUUGGUAAUCCUGCAAACGUUGAAAUUGCCCUUGACUAUCUCCGGAAGAGCCAUGGGGUUGAAAGGACAAAGGAGCUCGCACGAGAACACACUGAUCGUGCAGUCAAGGCUAUAGAAUCCCUCCCAUAUAGCGACGACAAGGAUGUUCUGACCUCAAGGCGUGCUCUUGUUGAUAUCACAGAAAGAGUCAUCACAAGAACAAAAUAGCAAGGUGUUGGGCCUCUACAAGGGGAAUCGAAAGCUAAACCUCACCUGUUGUGGCGGCGGCUAGGGUUAUGCAAGAAGGCCGGCCAGGAAGCCUUGCAAACGGCUGAGCAAGAGGAAAAGAUCCUUUUUUUAUUAAAAAAAUCUUGUUGGAUUAGAUUGAUACAUCUUAUCUUCUUUACUACUA